Molecule: messenger RNA, 1415 nt
Organism: Ceratotherium simum simum (southern white rhinoceros)
Lineage: Eukaryota; Metazoa; Chordata; Mammalia; Perissodactyla; Rhinocerotidae
Gene: DGAT2
Product: diacylglycerol O-acyltransferase 2
Biological process (GO): triglyceride biosynthetic process; diacylglycerol metabolic process
Cellular component (GO): endoplasmic reticulum membrane
Molecular function (GO): diacylglycerol O-acyltransferase activity
Source: RefSeq, a predicted model, not a curated record
GCUGCUGCUCUGGCCUCUCCGGGCCGCGCGCCUCCGGCUCACCGCGCGGUAGCCUCCCCCGCAUCGGCGCCGUCCCUGGGCUUCCGUGCUCCGGGCGAAGCCCUGGCCCGGCGGCCGGGGCAUGGGCAGGGGCGCGGGGUAAGGCGGCUUCCCGCAGGGGCGUGAGUGCAGCGGCUUCAGCAUGAAGACCCUCAUAGCCGCCUACUCCGGGGUCUUACGAGGCACUGGCUCCAGCAUCCUCUCUGCCCUCCAGGACCUCUUCUCCGUCACUUGGCUCAACAGGUCCAAGGUGGAAAAGCAGCUGCAGGUCAUCUCGGUGCUGCAAUGGGUCCUGACCUUCCUCGUGAUGGGAGUGGCCUGCAGCGUCACCCUCAUAUACACGUUCUGCACCGAUUGCUGGCUCCUCGCCGUUCUCUACUUCACCUGGCUCGUGUUUGACUGGAACACGCCCAAGAAAGGUGGCAGGAGGUCACAGUGGGUCCGAAACUGGGCUGUGUGGCGCUACUUUCGAGACUACUUUCCCAUCCAGCUGGUGAAGACGCACAACCUGCUGACCACCAGGAACUACAUCUUUGGAUACCACCCCCAUGGCAUCAUGGGCCUGGGUGCCUUCUGCAACUUCAGCACAGAGGCCACGGAAGUGAGCAAGAAGUUCCCUGGCAUAAGGCCCUACCUGGCGACACUGGCCGGCAACUUCCGGAUACCAGUGCUGAGGGAAUACCUGAUGUCCGGAGGCAUCUGCCCUGUGAACCGGGAUACCAUAGACUACUUGCUUUCCAAGAAUGGUAGUGGCAAUGCCAUCAUCAUCGUUGUGGGGGGCGCAGCCGAGUCCCUGAGCUCCAGGCCCGGCAAGAACACGGUCACCUUGCGCAACCGCAAGGGCUUUGUGAAACUGGCCCUGCGCCACGGAGCCGACCUGGUUCCCAUCUACUCCUUCGGGGAGAAUGAGGUGUACAAGCAGGUGAUCUUUGAGGAGGGCUCCUGGGGCCGAUGGGUCCAGAAGAAGUUCCAGAAGUACAUCGGCUUUGCCCCAUGCAUUUUCCACGGCCGAGGCCUCUUCUCCUCCGACACCUGGGGGCUGAUGCCCUACCCCAAGCCCAUCACCACCGUGGUGGGUGAGCCCAUCACCAUCCCCAAGCUGGAGCACCCAACCCAGCAGGAUAUCGACCUCUACCACGCCAUGUACAUGGAGGCCCUGGUGAAGCUCUUCGACAGGCACAAGACCAAGGUCGGCCUCCCGGAGACUGAGGUCCUGGAGGUGAACUGAGCCAGCCCUCAGGGACCAGUCCCCGGAGGAACCAGCUGCAAAUCAUUUUCUACCAAGUUCUCGAGUGCUUUUGUUCUGUAAAUUUAGAAGCGUCAUGGGUGUCUGUGGGUUAUUUAAAAGAAAUUAUAAUAAUUUUGUUAAACCAUUA